Telopea speciosissima is the source of this 542-nucleotide messenger RNA. RefSeq names its product probable jasmonic acid carboxyl methyltransferase 2. Lineage: Eukaryota; Viridiplantae; Streptophyta; Magnoliopsida; Proteales; Proteaceae. The record is from RefSeq and is a predicted model, not a curated record. The transcript is spliced from 3 exons. Gene Ontology annotation, molecular function: S-adenosylmethionine-dependent methyltransferase activity. The coding region runs from base 41 to 535 and encodes 164 amino acids. Gene Ontology annotation, biological process: methylation.
GCGAAGUUGCUGCUUAAGAGUCUUCAGAUUUAGAGAAGCCAUGGAAGUCCAACAAAUUUUCCACAUGAAUUGGGGAAAUGGAGAAACUAGCUACGCUUGUAACUCCAUACUUCAAAAACUAGUGAUAACAAAGACAAAGCCAGUGGUGAUUGGGAGCAUUUUGGAUUUGUAUACCAAAAACUUACCUCCAUGUUUAAGGGUAGCAGAUUUGGGGUGCUCUUCAGGUCCCAACACCCUACUGGUGACCACAGAGAUCAUUGAGGCUAUUGAUGAAACAUGCCAUCAGUUGAAUCGUAAUACGCCUGAAUUCCAAGUGUUCCUCAACGAUCUUCCAUCUAAUGAUUUCAACGCCAUUUUCAAGACCUUGCCUACCUUCUAUGAGCAACUAAAGAAGGAGAAGGGUGAUAAGUUUGGGCCAUGUUCCAUCACUGGAUUACCUGGUUCUUUCUAUGGCAGACUCUUUCCAAGCAAUUCUAUAGACUUCUUUCAUUCCUCUAACAGCGUUCACUGGCUCUCUCAGGUUUGUAACACUUGACAAGUAA